This is a messenger RNA of Cyprinodon variegatus (sheepshead minnow), 2278 nucleotides long. RefSeq names its product WAS/WASL interacting protein family member 1 (gene wipf1b). The record is from RefSeq and is a predicted model, not a curated record. The transcript has 9 exons. Gene Ontology annotation, molecular function: actin binding. The coding region runs from base 267 to 1796 and encodes 509 amino acids. Lineage: Eukaryota; Metazoa; Chordata; Actinopteri; Cyprinodontiformes; Cyprinodontidae.
GAACGCAUGUUGCUGUGAGAUUAGAGAAAGAGGAAUCAAGAAAUUCUGCAUCGCUGAGUUUAACGGUGAAGGUUUUUUUGGAUGCAGCUAACUUUGUGCUUCUUUCCGUUUUCAGCUGCAUGUGGCUGCUGUUUGCAUUUUGCCUUUUUAUGAGGAAUGAACUGAGGUGCUGCUUCUACUGUCUUCUGAAUAUACUGCUAAUUCUUCUAUGGACACAGAUUGAAGUGCAGAGUCCAGUGCAGAUAGAGUCCAGCUAAGAGCAGAAGAUGCCAGCCCCACCUCCCCCACCUCCCCCUGGGCCUCCCCCUCCUCCCACUUUCGCUGUUGCUAACACAGAGAAGCCCAAUCUGAACCGAUCAGAGCAGUUGGGACGGGGGGCUCUUUUGUCCGAUAUUUGCAAAGGCGCUAGGCUAAAGAAAGCCGUUACAAAUGACCGCAGCGGACCUCUUUUGGACAAGCCAAAAGGAGGUGGUGGAGGAGGAGGAGGAGGUGGUGGAGGAUUCGGCGGCGGGUCUCCUGCUGGUUUAGGGGGCCUGUUUGCAGGAGGGAUGCCCAAACUGAGGUCUGCAGCAAACAGAGACAACGACUCUGGACCCAGUCGAGGACCUCUUCUCCCUCCAGGAGGCCGUUCUGGUGGACCCAGCCCUUUCGGUGGCGGCGGCAGUCCGUCUGGACCCCCCAAACUGCCAGGUGCUCCUCCUGUUCCUCGUGGCGGGGCCCCUGAUCUCCCCAAAGGCCGUCCAAGUUUCUCAUCCAGACAAGACACUCCAGGUGGACCCCCUCCUCCGGUACCCAGCACACCCAGACCACCCCAGAGCCACUCGUCUCGUGGGGGCCCCCCUCCACCAUCUCUACCUGGAGGACCAAGGCCCGGUCAUGGCAGCGCACCGUCGCCACCCAGCGUACCUCCAGCGAGACACGCAGCCUUUCCUCCCCCACCAGGGGGCUCCUCUGGGCCUCGGUCGAACUUCUCCGCGCCUCCUCCCCCGCCUUCAAACAGCAGCCGACCUCCAUUACCUCCAGCUCCAGGAGGGAGGCCCCCGCUUCCUGACGACCGACCUCCUCCACCACCAGCUCCUGGAGGUAAUCGACCGUCGAUGCCCCGCGACAUGCCCCCUCCGCCCCCAUCUGUCAACUCCAAACCCUCUUCCUCGCCUUCCUCAUCCGGUCGCUCCUCAUCCGGAGGCGGGGUGCCCCCUCUGCCACCGGGACGGCCGGGCCCUCCUCCUAUCCCACCCGGCCAGGGAGGAGGGGAUGAUCAGAACACACCUCGACUGCCUCAGAGGAACAGCUCGCUCAACAGCCAUGCUCCGGCUCCCCCUCCUGGCCGAUCAGGACCCCUCCCUCCUCCUCCAAAUGAGAGACCGCCGUCUGUUGGAAGGAACCAGCCCUCUCCACGCUCAGGUCCUCUUCCUCCUCCGCCUCCUUCAGGUCGCAACAUGGGCGGAGGCAGCAUCAGGUCAUCGCCUGCACCGCCUCCUGUCGGUCGGCCAGGGCCGGAGCCUCCUCGUGGAGGGCCUGGGGGGCGACCUCUCCCGCCACCAGACAGACCCGGGCCUGGUGGGGCUUUUCCACCUCCACCACCUAUAGGAAAUGGAUUCCAGAACUCUCACCACAACCAAAUGCAAGAUGAGUUUGAGUACAGAUUCACUUUUCAUCCAGUGUCGGACUUUCCUCCGCCCGAUCCCUAUGUACCCUUCCAGAAGACUUACCCCAGCAAGAUCUCCAAGAAUGAGAGCAAAGGUCCUGGUAAAAAGGAGCGAGGAGCUCCUCCGCUUCCUCCAAUACCCAGGUGAAGAAAAGAUGGCCUCCAUCACAACACUUGGUCCUACCACCUCUUCUUUUCUUCCUAUUUCUCAGUUACGCUCAUUGCUCUUUGACCACAUGCAUGUCGAUCAUGUGAGAAUCGCAAAAGAGGGGAAAAAAGGACCUUCAGUCUUGUGGAGUUUACAUCAUGUGGCUCUGCAGCAGGGAACUGGGGAUCUGCAAGGAGCCAAAACUGUUUAUAUAUUGUGGUACAACUGUGUUCUGGAGAAAAUGCUUUCUUUAUUUUUAAAGUUUACAACCAUGCUAUUUCUGGAGGAUGUGUUUGGUGUCAAAAUGCUCAAAAUCAGAUCCAUCUUAUCUGUUUGUUUUUUUUGUUUUUUUGUUUUCUUAAUCAAAUAAAAUUUAGCCCAUUUCCUUUUUUUCAGGCAAUACCACAACUGAUUUGUAUAUUUUUAUAGUUUUAUAAAAAAGCCAAGCCUUUUGAGAAGAACAAAGAUACUGAUCUUUGUGC